Messenger RNA from Diatraea saccharalis (sugarcane borer), 2304 nucleotides. NCBI's taxonomy places the organism in Eukaryota, Metazoa, Arthropoda, Insecta, Lepidoptera, Crambidae. The record is from the annotation of a GenBank genome assembly.
AUGAAGACGUUAGUGGUGAUAUUUUCUUUGGCGAGUCUUGCGUUAGCGGCUCCCGCAACUCAACAUGAGGGCACCAAGAUGAUGGCAAGCAAGAAACCAGAAUUUAUCAAAAGAGAAAAGAAGUCUCCGCAGGACGACGAAUCGCUUUUCUCACAAACAUCUGCGCUUGAAUCGCUACCAGAUGUCUUCGACAGUGAAAACGAAGCCCCGGUUCCUUCUGCUAGAAGCCACUUUGGUUUCAAAGUUCCGAUUUUAGUCAAGAAAAAAACUGGCUACCAUUACUAUCGAGACUCUGAUGAAGAACGCGCUGCUGCUGAUCCCCAGGAAAAUUGUGGAAGUCAUAUGAGAUUUAAGUUAUGUAAUUCCCACAACAUUGACAAGUCAAGCAAUAUGAGAGCAGCUUUGAAUGAGCAAUUUGUUGGAAAUCCUAACAACGACGUCGAAAGCAGUUUGCAAGUGGCAAAAGAAGCAAUUCAGACCUUAGAGCAAAAUAUGCAAAAAUUGGAACAAAACGGCAAUUGGAAACAUGGACAAUCCGAUCUAGAUACAAGUAUGCAUCAAAAUAUAGAAGCUGUAAGACAAGCUUUGCAAAAUGUGCAGGGACGGGUAGGAAAAUUAGAAUCAAUGAGUUUACGAGCAACAACAAUAAAGGAUAAGAAUGCUUUCAACGAUAUGAACAAAGGUAAUACUGAAGAAGAAAGAUUAGCUCAAUGGAAGGAAGCUAUGGAGAAUAUACAGAAGAAUGUUGAAUUAGCAAGUAAUAUUGAAGAUAGUUUCAAAUCUGCCAAUAAUUGGCGAAUGUCUGAAGUUGUAGAUACAACAAAACUGAUGAGAAGUCAUGACGCAGGACAGAAAAACCAUGAUAAAAUAGCUAGAGGUGGUGCCACAAUCAACAAACGUGCUGAUGAUGAUAAAAAUUUUAAAUUUGACCACCACAAGACUUUAGAGAAGCGUACCAGUGAGAAACAUAAUCUUGAAAUGACAGCAGCUGCAUCAGAACAGAUAAAGAAUCCUGUCGAGCAUAUUUCAACAGCAAAAAUAGGAAAGUCAGCUGAUAUGUCACUUAAUGUCCAAAGUCAUGGUCUACAUGUGAAUCACAAUUCUAAUCCCGAAUUGAAAAAUGAUAAAAACACUGAAAAACAUUCAUUGUCUGCUCCCAUUGAUAAGCAUCACAAUCAUGAUCACGUUGAGCAUAUGAAAGACCCAUCUUUAAGAAGUUUGGAAAAUAAGCUUCUUAAUUUACAUGCUCAAAAUAUGCAAAAUCGUAAUACCGACGAACAUGAAGCAGCUAAAAAAGUUUGGGAAGGCACGUCUGGGCAUCAUAUGCAAGGAAAGAAUAACUUGGAAGAGACAAAGCACGGAGACACUGUUCUGAAAAUAGGAGAACAUAAGAAUAUAGCUAUGGAAAUAAAAAAUACUCCUGACCACCAUACUUUAGAUAAACAAACUGAAAUAGUUCCGGUCAAAACAGAUAAAAAACAUAUAGAAACAAAAGAAGCGUUAUUAAAGGGAACUAAAAAAGAAGCAAUUGAUAUGCACAAUGAAGCCACGCAAAAUGAAAAGCAUGAAAUCCAAAUGAAACAUUCAGAGUUCGAUCUGUCAAUGCAUAAAAAAAGUCCGCAUAUGUCUGGUCAUUAUAUGCACAUGCCAGGUCACGAGUUCGAGAUGCAUGGUGGUAAGCACUUUGAAGGACACGAUUUGAAGAACAUGCACGGAUCUGGUAUGUAUAAGCCAGGAUAUGGGAUGCAUAUGAAAGAACAUGGUAUGCAUAUGCCAGGACAUCAAAUGCAUAUAGGAUUUGACAUUCAACAUAGCAAAGGUAUGAAACACGGAAUGCACGGAAAGUCUUCUGAUUUGGAUUCUCCCAUGCAAGAAGGUAAUCAACAGAGUAUGUCGGAUGUUGCUGAAAAGUCGGCGAUGGAUAGUAUGUCUCAAUGGAAACAUCAUGACCUUGCUAGAUCUUCAUAUGGACCACCUGCUUACUCUGCUGGUGGAUUAAACUUAGCUGGGGCAAGUGGUCUUGAUUUAGUAGGUGCUGGAGGAUCGGGUGCUCUUGGUAUUUUUCCAAAUGCCAAAGUUGGUGGUUGUGCCAUUCCGUUGCUUCUCGGUUGCUCCCCAACAGUAGUACCAGGUAGUCUGGCUAAAUCUCACUCAGGUUAUGCCGCACCUGCUUACAGAGAUAGUGAUGAUUUGAAAUUCAAGAAAAAGCGUGACGUUAUUAAAACUAGCAAGAACACUACAAAAAGUAAAAUGAAUCACGUUAUGGUAAAGAAGAAUACGAAAAUUUUGGAGACCUUAGCUUAA